Messenger RNA from Malus domestica (apple), 2231 nucleotides. Its product is annotated as ferredoxin--nitrite reductase, chloroplastic. Lineage: Eukaryota; Viridiplantae; Streptophyta; Magnoliopsida; Rosales; Rosaceae. The record is from RefSeq and is a predicted model, not a curated record. Gene Ontology annotation, molecular function: heme binding; iron-sulfur cluster binding; oxidoreductase activity.
CCUUGGCACCACCCAAGAGUCCACUCUCAACAAAAAAAAAAAACCUCUCCCUCCUCCUAAGGUCCUCACCAGCCACCGCUGAUCCUACACCUUCACCUACAAAAAUGAACACCCUCCUCGUCUCUCUCUCAAUUCCCACUUCACCUCCACCAAAAUCUUCAGCUCUUUGCUAUCAUUACCUGCGGCAGCAUACUUCUAGUACUAUCAACCAUGUCACCAUCCCUCUCUGUUCUAUUCCUAUCCCCUCCCCUGUCCUCAGCAGCUCCCUACUGCAGGGCAACAAGGCUGGCAGCUGCCACCACCCCGGUGGCGCCGGUUUCUGCCGAGGUGGAGGCGGCGAGGCUGGAACCUAGAGUGGAGGAGAGAGAUGGGUACUGGGUUUUGAAGGAGAAGUUUAGAGGAGGGAUUAAUGUUCAGGAGAAGGUGAAGAUUGAGAGGGAGCCUAUGAAGCUUUUCAUGGAAGGUGGGAUUGAAGAUCUUGCCAAGAUCUCUUUUGAGGAACUUGACAAGGCUAAGGAUACUAAGGAUGAUAUCGAUGUCAGGCUCAAGUGGCUUGGGCUUUUCCACAGGAGAAAGCAACAUUAUGGUAGAUUUAUGAUGAGAUUGAAGCUACCAAAUGGUGUCACAACAAGUGCACAAACGAGAUAUCUUGCGAGUGUGAUAAGAAAAUAUGGCAAGGAUGGCUGUGCGGAUGUCACAACAAGGCAAAAUUGGCAAAUCCGCGGAGUAGUACUGCCGGAUGUGCUGGAAAUUUUGAAAGGUCUUGCCGAAGUUGGAUUGACGAGUCUGCAGAGUGGCAUGGACAAUGUGAGAAAUCCAGUUGGAAAUCCUCUUGCAGGCAUUGACCCACUCGAGGUUGUCGAUACAAGACCUUACACAAACUUGUUGUCUCAAUAUAUCACUGGGAAUUCACUUGGAAAUCCAAAUGUCACAAACUUGCCAAGAAAGUGGAAUGUGGCUGUGGUGGGCACUCAUGACCUUUUCGAGCAUCCCCACAUCAACGAUCUUGCUUACAUGCCUGCAACAAAGGAUGGCAGAUUCGGAUUCAAUUUGCUCGUUGGAGGAUUCUUCAGUCCCAAGCGAUGCGCAGAGGCAGUUCCCCUUGAUGCCUGGGUCUCCGCGGAUGAUGUGAUCCCAGUUUGCAAAGCAAUACUAGAGGCCUAUAGAGACCUUGGCUUCAGAGGGAACCGACAAAAAACAAGAAUGAUGUGGUUGAUUGAUGAACUAGGCAUAGAAGGAUUUAGGUCAGAGGUUGUGAAAAGAAUGCCUUUCGAAGACCUGGUGAGAGCAUCUUCCGAAGACCUGGUUAAGAAGCAAUGGGAAAGGAGAGAUUAUAUGGGUGUCCAUCCGCAGAAACAAGAAGGUUUAAGCUAUGUGGGACUUCACAUUCCUGUAGGCCGGCUUCAAGCAGAUGACAUGGAUGAGCUAGCUCGUUUAGCCGAUGAGUAUGGCACAGGGGAACUCCGGCUCACCGUGGAGCAAAACAUAAUCCUCCCCAAUGUAGAGAAUUCAAGAAUUGAAGCAUUACUCAAAGAGCCUCUUUUGCAAAAUAAGUAUUCCCCCAAACCUUCAAUUCUCAUGAAAGGAUUGGUGGCCUGCACUGGCAACCAGUUCUGUGGGCAAGCAAUCAUUGAGACAAAAGCAAGGGCCUUGAAGGUGACCGAGGAGGUGGAAAGGCACGUGGCAGUGACUCGACCGGUGAGGAUGCAUUGGACAGGGUGUCCAAAUACCUGUGCACAAGUGCAAGUGGCGGAUAUUGGUUUCAUGGGGUGCAUGGCAAGGGAUGAGAAUGGGAAGCCUUGUGAAGGGGCUGAUGUUUUCUUGGGAGGAAGAAUAGGGAGUGACUCACAUCUGGGAGAUGUUUAUAAGAAGAGUGUCCCUUGCAAGGACUUGGUGCCCUUGGUUGUUGACCUCUUGAUAAGCCACUUUGGAGCUGUCCGUAGGGAGAGGGAAGAAGGGGAAGAUUAAUUCAAACAAACCGGAACGUUGGAGGGUUCGAUGCAGUUUGCAAUCGUAGCAGCAUGAAGAAUUUUCAUGGCACCGUCUUCUGGUGGCCGAAAAAGAUACGGACGAAGAAUGUAUGGCGUUAUGGAACCAAAUAAGCUGACUUUUACACUUUACACUGCUUUAGUUUGGAGAUUGGUUUUAUAUCAACUCUGUAGAAUUGUAAUUCCUUGAUUUCAUUGAUAACACAAUAUUACAAAUAUAUACUAAUCAAUUGACUUGAGAUA